AGUUGUGUUGUGGUCACCGUACCGAGUGGUCGUAGGCACGUAGCCGCGUAGCCGCGUAGUCACGUAGCACGACCGAAUAUUUUCAUUAUAGCGGUUCUACGUCGCUACGCUUUCAUCAAGUGCAUUUAAUUUUGAUAUUAAGACAUUUUUUUAAAACAGUUAAAGGUUUCGUCUACUUAUUCAUAUUGCUUUAAAAUUAUAUCAUAAAUUUAUUAAAAACAUAUUCGGUAUUUUGUUAUGAUCACAAAUUAAAAAGACAAAAAACGUAUUUUUUUUCCUCGAGUGUAACAAAGCCUCAAGCUGUUUUUCCAAAGUACAAUGACAAAUGACAAAAGAACUAACUCUGAGCCUCGAGAGUCCACUGCCCGAGGAUGGAACCGAAAACCCGAUGACUUGAAGUUUGAGUUUGGAUUUGGAGUACCUCUAGGUGCAAUGUCGGCCCAUCCUGCUUUUCAUUCAGCUUGGGACCUCGGAUGUCCAGCAUCAGGGUUCCAUCAAAUGGCCAGGAUGAUGGACCGCAUGAUGGUGGAAAGCCUCCAACCGUUUGGGUUUGCGCGAAUGACAGCAAGUCGGAGCGGAGACAAUAAAGGUGAUUCGGAUCAACCUAGAGACGGAUUGAGAACGGAACGAAGCGAGACCAGGAGAGAACGAGCUAAGAACCAACCAGCCACACACGCUGCUUUGGGGACACGACAUUUGCCUACACAAGUUGUCAAACCAUCGAACGUGGUAAACAUAAGUGAAAAACCUCCUGACCAACAAAAAAAUCCAGAUCCGACCACAGAAAAGUGGGCAGGGACGUUGCGACGCCGAGACCCGGCUACCGUACUGCCGUCAAUAGGCAGAAAAACUUCAUCUUUAGGUAGUGGAAGAAUGAUUAGCAGAUCUGUUGACAGAAUACCCAAGACGGGUAGAGCUCGACCUCUUGUUCCUAUAAAACCGAGACUUAGAAAAGCAGAUGUUCCUAAUGAAGGGCCCGAUGUCACCAUUUUCGAGAGGGAUGAGAAGGUCUUCGAUGCGACAGGAUACGAACUCCAUCUAGUGGAGACUUUGGAAAGAGAUAUUUUACAGAAGAAUCCUUCUGUCCGCUGGAAGGAUGUCAUAGGACUGGAUGACGCUAAGUCUGUAUUGCAAGAGGCGAUGGUCUUACCCUUGGUAAUGCCUGAUUACUUCAAGGGCAUCCGCCGACCUUGGAAGGGUGUCCUUCUAACAGGUCCACCGGGAACUGGUAAGACCCUGCUUGCCCGAGCGGUAGCCACCGAGUGCCGAACUACUUUCUUCAACGUGUCAUCUGCCACCCUCACUUCGAAGUACAGAGGGGACUCCGAGAAACUGGUUCGCCUUUUGUUUGAUAUGGCAGCAUUCUACGCCCCAAGCACGAUAUUCCUAGACGAAGUGGAUUCUCUUUGCGCAGUCCGCGGCGCUGACUCCGAACACGAAGCUUCAAGGAGGUUCAAGGCUGAAUUGCUCAUACAGAUGGACGGACUGGCAGCUGCUUUCCAUCGAGAUAAAAUCAUAAUGGUGUUAGCAGCGACUAAUCACCCAUGGGACAUCGAUGAAGCUUUCAGAAGACGAUUCGAGAAGAGGAUCUACGUCGGUCUACCUGACGAGGAAACGAGAGUACGGCUGCUGAAACUUUGCCUAAGAGAUGUGGUGCUUAGCGAGGGCGUCAAACUAAAGGAUAUAGCCAGUCAGCUUGAGGGAUACAGCGGUUCUGACAUCAGUAAUCUCUGCAGGGACGCAGCAAUGAUGACGAUGCGGCGUAAAAUAGCUGGCAAGAGUCCUGACGAAAUACGACAGCUCAAGCGAUCUGAACUCGAAGCUCCUGUUUCAAGCGCAGACUUAUCCGCUGCUAUUGAGAAGACCAGGCGUACGGUAUCAGAUGCGGACGUGAAUCGAUACAACAAUUGGAUGGCCAAGCACGGGUGUUCCUAGCGCCGCGCCUGGGCUCUCAGAGCCCUCUUACAGAAACUGCGUAACGACUAAACGUAACAAUCGAACUAGUGGCGUAUGCUGUCUCAGCUAGGCUGACGACUUAAAAAGAACUUCUUCG
This is a messenger RNA of Spodoptera exigua (beet armyworm), 2053 nucleotides long. Lineage: Eukaryota; Metazoa; Arthropoda; Insecta; Lepidoptera; Noctuidae. The record is from the annotation of a GenBank genome assembly.